AGGGAGCUGCUACAGAGUUUGGUACAAUGUCUGGCCGGGGCAAGGGCGGCAAGGGGCUCGGCAAGGGCGGCGCCAAGCGCCACCGCAAGGUGCUGCGCGACAACAUCCAGGGCAUCACCAAGCCGGCCAUCCGCCGCCUGGCUCGGCGCGGCGGCGUCAAGCGCAUCUCGGGGCUGAUCUACGAGGAGACGCGCGGCGUGCUCAAGGUCUUCCUGGAGAACGUGAUCCGCGACGCCGUCACCUACACGGAGCACGCCAAGAGGAAGACGGUCACGGCCAUGGACGUGGUCUACGCCCUCAAGCGCCAGGGUCGCACUCUCUACGGCUUCGGCGGCUAAGUUUAAAAUAGUUAAAAUUCGUACUGUCAGAAACAAAAAGGCUCUUUUCAGAGCCACACACAGAUUUCACAAUUAGAGCUUGUAAUUACUCAAGGUAGUAGUGCAAGGAAAAAGAAGCCUCAGGAGUUCGGUAACAAUAUUUUGUACCUUUAACUAUUUGUUAUUGCAUUCG
This is a messenger RNA of Vidua chalybeata, 510 nucleotides long. RefSeq names its product histone H4. Lineage: Eukaryota; Metazoa; Chordata; Aves; Passeriformes; Viduidae. The record is from RefSeq and is a predicted model, not a curated record. Bases 27 to 338 code for a protein of 103 amino acids. Gene Ontology annotation, cellular component: nucleosome. The transcript has a single exon. Gene Ontology annotation, molecular function: structural constituent of chromatin; DNA binding; protein heterodimerization activity. Gene Ontology annotation, biological process: nucleosome assembly.